Molecule: messenger RNA, 7006 nt
Organism: Cinara cedri
Lineage: Eukaryota; Metazoa; Arthropoda; Insecta; Hemiptera; Aphididae
Source: the annotation of a GenBank genome assembly
GUCUUUAUCAUCGGCACCCGCCGGCGUUAUCGAAACCGGCCGUCCCGCGCGCCCGCCACCCACAGAGUGAUAUCGUCGCGCGAUCCGGUACCGCUCCCCCCGUUCGACCAGUUCGUGUGGUGCGACCUUCGCCGUACGCUCGCGGCGUGUCGCCCGCGUACGGCGCCGCAGUCGCGUUUUGUUUUCCGUAGUCGACCGUUGACGUGGCCGCGGCUUUUGUCGGCUCAGGUUCCGCAGCGAACGCCCGCCCGUCGCGUAAUCGCCGGGAGUCGCGCGGACGCCGCACGCGUUGCGGCCCCGACGCCCGAGCCCCGGUUAACGGGUCAGCUCAAUCGAGCCCGUUUGUAAUCGCCACGUUUCGUCUCGCGCAGUGUACGUGCGCUCGCGGCCCACUCGUAUCCGAUCUACGCGAUUCCGCGCCCGUGCACAGUUGAACGCCGGCUGGUGGGACAAUCGUCCCCGGCAGUCCGACCGACCGCAAACGGAGUACGGGGCCAAAGCGUCGCCGCCCCGUGGGACGUUUGUCGCCGUCAAUUCGCCACGAUCGCCGCUUAUCGGCCAAAUCACAUUGGACCGCCGCCGAUAACACCGGGUCGUGAUCCGCAAUAGCUUUGGUGUAAUGUGUUUUUUUUUUUUAAUCCAUAGGUUAGUGACCGUUUGUUCGUGUACACCCGUUGAUCGAGUUACCGAUUACGCUGUUAUUGUUUACCUUUUGUUAAUAUUUUCAUUUGUAUUUAUGUAUUGCGCGCAAAUCUGACUGCAGUCAACCGUGUGCCAACUUAUCUCCGUUUCGUAUAUUUAAAUUUGCACAUUUAUAAGCGUGGUCGUCUAGCCCGUAAUCCCCAGACAUCCUAACAUACAUUCGUCUGUUCUCCGACGAUGUAGUUGUUGAUGCUAACNUAGGAGCAUCUCGGCUAAACGAGUAGUCAUCCCGCAAUUGAAUUGAUUUAUAAUGUUCCAACUGUCACUAUUGUAGAGCGUAUUAUUGCAAUACGCCUUUGUCGAGUAUGAUAAAAGUAUCGAAAAUUGACAUCUCUAUAGUACUGUCCAAUUGAAAUUUCCUUUUAGAAACAUUGCUGUCAUUUAAAAUUAGAGCAAAAUUUUUGGUAGAAAAGAAGUGUAGGGGAAAAAAUACUGGUAAUAUUUUAAUAAUAUAUUUCGUACAUUUUCCCGGUUUUAUUUUUCGGUUUUUCCCCUCUUUUUGGGAAAACUACCAGAAAAAUCAAAAAAGGCUUCCUUGAAGUACCACUCGAAGAAAAAGUUCUGUAUCGUAUACUUCGGAGUAAAUUGUCUGAUAGUGAAAGUGAUCACAUAAAAAAAAUAAUUAUCUUUGUAAAACCAAUACAUUCAUUGCCCCACUCAGAAUCUAAAAUAUCUUCUACGUUUCGGCAAAAUGCGCGAGGACUCCGGUGCGGAAUUUAAUGAAUUUGAAUGCAUUUUUUAAUUUAUAAACAUUUUAACCGUGCAUGGUUCACUCCUCGUGAAUGCCUAACGGCUAUAUUAUUUGAUUGAAUGGAAUUUGAAUGAGUUUUUUUUUUUUUCAUAUAGCCUACCUGUUCUACACAGUUAAACCAUGGAAAUGGUUAUCAACACUAGUCAUCAAAAACCGAUAAAUAAGGAUGAAAACAACCUGCAAGGCUGUACUUCGAUAUUCUUCGAGUCUCAGGUACGUAUUUCUAAGCUGUUUAAACUGUGCGAAAGUUUUAAACGUAAAAGUAUUUUCACAUGUAUAAAUUUAGGCGUAAAAAGUUCGGUUGUUUACGAUGAUUAAAACGAUAUUUACUACGGAUAAUUUACAUACCCGAGAUUAUCUAAAUCACACGGUGUUUGUUAUUCGUUUGUAAAAUUAAAAUAAUAGUACGGACGGGCGGCAAUGAUAUUUUUAUUUACAAUAAUAAUGCUAAUAGUUUGCAUAAUGUUGUAACAAUUUCUACGGGAAUGCGAGUACAUUAAAAUUAACAUAAGUUAACAUUUUAAAUAUACCGAUAAAAAUUAUAAAGACGAGUCUAGAAGGCAAAAUAACAAAAUAAUAAUAAAAAAGAUAAAUAAGGUCAAAUCGGCAUACCGAAAGUACGAAAACAUGACUGCAGGUUUACGUUUAUCGAUAUUUUUCAAGUCGAUCACGGGGAAUGAAGGUCACGAGUUGAAAACCCCAACGAAAUAUACACUCGCCGUUAACUAGUAUUUGUAAUUUCAAUAAUAUUAAUUGAUUCCCAACAAUAAAAUGAGAUAGGUAUUUUUUCAAAUAUUUCAGCCCUUUCUCACAAAAAAUAAUGUUUCAUUGCAUUAGCCGUUUCGAGUACUAGCAAUGAUAAUAAUAUAUGUUCGACUCGUCGACAAAUUUAUGCACGUUAAAUUCGAUAAAAUUUGGUAACCGUAUUGAAAUAUUAGUGGACAAAUUAUAUGCGUAUUAUGCCUCUCGUAUUGUAUUAACAUCGACGCGUUAAAAUUAGGCGAUUGAUUGCUAUUUAUGUAUUUAUCGUUUGUUCAUAAGGAUGUUCCAUCUACAGACAAGGUGUGCAAAGAAGAAUUCGAACAACAUAAAAAUUGGCGUCUUCGACUGUUGUUAAUGAGCAACGAUAAAUCGUCGCUGGUCCAAAUAUGUCUGUACAACGCCGUGAUUGUAAUCUAUUUAUUAGCCGCUAUUAACCACUGGUACAAAAGUGGUAAUUAAAAAUAUACACACAUCUAUACAAUUUAACCUCCUAUAAUACCUACGUCUUUUUCUCUACCUGCAAUGACAAAUUGCGUUUAAAAUUUGUAUUUUAUACCACGGAAUUCACGAACGGUUAUUAUAAAUUUGAUUCGUAGACUCAGAAGACAUCGGCUGGAAAAACGGAUUGGGUUUGUUAAUCAUUAUCUCUUCGCUUUAUUACGGUUUCAUAAUCAUAAGAUUACUUUUACGCCCGCUCAGAUUUUUGUUCGACAUCAAAUCCGAAGCUCUGACACCCACGCUUAUCAAGUAAUUGGAUACAAAUAAUUAAGUACUUAUUUAUAAAUUUCAACGCGUUAUAACGUAUGUUAGUAAUAAAAAUAACCCAAAACGAUCACUGUUUCAACCCGUUCGGAUAUACAUCUAUCUGUUUUUUAAUAAUAUAAAAUAAUAAUGUAUUUGAAGGGAAUUUCAGAAAAAGCCGAAACCCGGGAACAUGGGAAGAGUUAAAAAAAUUCUUGGGCUCGUGAUUAUUUAUUUCUUUAGUGUUAUGAUUAAUUAGUUUUAAUUUGUAAUAUAGAAAUUAAAAAUUAACGUAAAGAGGAAUAUUAAAAANUCAACGCGUUGGGAUAUACAUCUAUCUGUUUUUUAAUAAUAUAAAAUAAUAAUGUGUUUGAAGGGAAUUUCAGAAAAAGCCGAACCCCGGGAACAUAGGAAGAGGUAAAAAAAAACCACGCGAAAUCGCAAUAUAUUUUAUAAAAUAGGUUUUUGUACUGUUCUUUUUUAACUCAGAUAGGUUAAAUAUUUUUUUUGUUCAAUUAAAUUAAAGUUAUGUUAAAAUACUCUAUUAACAUAAUAUUAUCAUAACUUCAAUUGAUAAGUUAAGAUAAUUUUUAAAAAAAUGUCAUUGAUUGGUAUUAAAAAUUAAAAUUCCUAAUGCGAAUGAACAGAAUGUCAAAUAUAACUUAUGCAAUGUAUUUUAAAAUCUGUGGAGUAAUAACAUUUAUAGAACUCUAAAUUUUAGCGCAAAAGUGAUUACUGUAUUAUUUAACAGUAAUAAUUAAUUAAUUUAUGAAACAUAUAACCUAAAUAAAGAAGUAAAACAAAAAUUUACUUCUUAGUUAUAAACUUGUAUUUAAAAUAUCUAUUAAAUUUUAUUAACAGGUAAAUGAUACUCAGGUAGGUAUUAUGAAUAUAAUUCUUGGGCUCGUGAUUAUUUAUUUCUUUAGUGUUAUGAUUAAUUAGUUUCAAUUUGUUAAAAUAGAAUUUAAAAAUUAACGUAAAAAGGAAUAUUAAAAAUUUUAAUUUAAGUUAAUUUCAAGAUAACGUAGAGGAAAAUAAGUGAAAUUAAAGUUACGAAAAGUAAAAUUGUAACCUAGUAUAUAAAGUAACUAAGUUGAAACUAAAUAAACUUUUGAAUUAUCAACCGGUCAAUGUCAAAUGCUUUGAUAUUAUUACGAUUAAUGAUAAAGAAAUAUGUUCGAUAUUUAAUCUGUAACAUAAUAUUUCCUAAAAGCGAUUAUUUUUUGUUUUUUUAAGUUGAUUAUUUUUUAUAUGUAUCUAAUAAAUGACUGUUGUACAUUCAAAUCAACAUUGUGCAUAAUAUCAUCAUACGUAAACGACAAGUAAUACUCAUAUAUUAAUGAUUCAUUUAUGAUUUUUAAUUUAUGCCAUAAUCAUAAUAAUGCAACAGUUAUACAUAAUAAUGGAACGUUUUAAAAACGCAUUAUGGAACAAUGACAUAUGUCAUUAACCUACUCGUNUAAAAUACUCUAUUAACAUAAUAUUAUCAUAACUUCAAUUAAUAAGUUGAGAUAAUUUUUAAAAAAAUGUCAUUGAUUGGAUAUUAAAAAUUAAAAUUCCUAAUGCGAAUGAACAGAAUGUCAAAUAUAACUUAUGCAAUGUAUUUUAAAAUCUGUGGAGCAAUAGCAUUUACAGAACUCUAAACUUUAGCGCAAAAGUGAUUACUGUAUUAUUUAACAUUAAUAGUUAAUUAAUUUACGAAACAAAUAACCUAAAUAAAGUAGUAAAACAAAAAUUUACUUCUUAGUUAUAAACUUGUAUUUAAAAUAUUUAUUAAAUUUUAUAAACAGGUAAAUGAUACUCAGGUAGGUAUUAUGAAUAUAAUUCUUGGGCUCGUGAUUAUUUAUUUCUUUAGUGUUAUGAUUAAUUAGUUUUAAUUUGUUAUAUAGAAAUUAAAAAUUAACGUAAAGAGGAAUAUUAAAAAUUUAGAUUUUAGUUAAUUUCAAGGUAACGUAGAGGCAAAUUAGUGAGAUUAAAGUUAAGCAAAGUAAAAUUGUAAACUAGUAUAUUAAGUAACAAAGUUCAAACUAACUAAAAUUUUGAAUUAUGAACUGGUCAAUGUCCAAUUCUUUGAUAUUAUUGAGAUNAGUAAAAUUGUAAACUAGUAUAUUAAGUAACAAAGUUCAAACUAACUGAAAUUUUGAAUUAUGAACUGGUCAAUGUCCAAUUCUUUGAUAUUAUUGAGAUUAAUGAUAAAGAAAUAUGUUCAAUAUUUAAUCUUUAAUAAUAAAUUUCUGUAAACGCGAUUUUUUUUUUUAAGUUGAUUAUUUUAUAUUUGAAUAUAAUGAAUGACUGUUGUACAUUCAAAACAACAUUGUGCAUAAUAUCAUCAUACGUAAACGACAAGUAAUACUCAUAUAUUAAUGAUUCAUUUAUGAUUUUUAAUUUAUGCCAUAAUCAUAAAAAUGCAACAGUUAUACAUAAUAAUGGAACGAUUUACAAACGCAGUAUGGAACAAUGACAUAUGUCAUUAACCUACUCGUGUAUUCGUAAUUUAAAAUGUAAAUGUUUUACUAUGGUUACAAUAAAUCAUAUCUGCAUGUGUAUUAAAUCGCAUUUUGUCGUCAUAUUCACAGACAAUGCAAUUUAUCGUAUACGACGGUAACGUUUCGAGACGUACAACAUUUGAAUUUCAAUAUUUCCUUUUUUUCCUUUUCUAUUUCCACUUGCUUCCAGCACCGCUCCUCUUCUCAUUUCAAGGCCCGCUUUCGAAAUAAUUAUAUAUCUUUGUCCGGGAAAUCUUCUGGAUUAUCUUAAUUUUAUCCAGCAUUCCUUGUGAGUCAAUACCAUUCCUUCCAUUAUAUACGGUUUCUUGCCCAUUCUUUUCGUUCACUUUCGCCUGUACUUUAAUGUCGGGUUUUCGAAAGGACCGCUAGACUUUCUCACUAGUUCUCGUACGGAUACUAAUAUCACCCAUGUUAAUAUCCACCUACAACUUAUAAUAUAUUAUUACAAUAGAAUUUCGUGUGCUGGGAUUGUGGUUUUUUUACUAUAGGGGCGGAGCGCUAUGUGUUUUUUUCGCGUCGUUCGCCGUGUACCUUUUCUUGGACACGCAAAACAACCGGCGUCGUCUGUUGCCGCUGCUCGGGCUCGCCGUGUUCGUCGCCCUCGGGUUCGUGUUUUCCAAGCACCGCNACCAUCGGCCUGUUGACGAUCAGGUGGCAGAUGGGUCGGUACGUCGUUCAGACCGUCGGCGAACUGUCCGAAAAGUUUUUCUCGUUCGCCUAUAUCGGGGCCGAAGUUACGUACGGCCACGAGUUGGUCGACAAUUACGGCGUGUUCGCGUUUAAGGUGAGCGCUUAUAUCCUAUUGUAUUAUACUACUAUACCAUUAUAAUCCAUUUUAACAACCCACCGUAGAAAUUAAAUCCUGAUCUGAAAAUUUUUAUGUUUAUUAUGUUUAAAUGUUUAUUUAGGUGUUUCACUGUACAAAAUGUGAAUUUUCUGGAGAAAAACAAAUUAGCACGGAUGUAAGACUCGUGCAGUUUAUGUGUUAUGUUUGGUUUUGACGUUAUAUAUUAAAUCUUGUGUUCGGUAUUGCUAAUGUAAGUACGACAACACUGGCUUGACAUUGGUCACGGACGUUUUGAACCUAGUUAAAACUAGUAUUUAUGUACUGUUUAAACAUAUGAAAUUUUAUAUCUUCUACGGUUUUGCCUUUAAUAGAUCCUUUUAAAAUGUUUCAUUGAUUAUGAUUAUCGCGCCAAUUUUUAGUUUUUCGAAAAUUAUUUUAAAUUAUAAAAGUUCUUGCUCAAUUAUACUACUAUUUUUUUUUUGCCCGUGUCAUUUGCGCGUAAUUUAUUACUGUACAAGUUAAAUUUCAAUUUUGUAUAUAAUAUUACAACGUAGUUUUCAAUUUUAUUGCAGGUACUUUCGGUAUUAUUUUUUAUGUGUUUUGUCAUAGAAAUAUUAUUUUACUAUGGAAUAAUUCAGAAGAUAGUAAUAAAUUUAGGAUGGUGCCUGCAAAAAUUACUAGGAACGACAGCGGCCGAAUCGGUAAAUACGUGCGCCAGUGUGUUUUUGGGUAUGGUAAGUGAUUCAUUUGUUUAAU